UCUCAGUGUCCUUGGGAUCCCGGGAGAUCAAACCCAUUCCUGCUCUCAGCCACGUUGCUGUGUGGAGAUCCGCUAAAGCCCAGGCAGCCUCAAAAUCGGCUCCAGAAACAUCCCGAAGCUCCGACGUCAGCACAAAUAUUUACCCAGGGCUCGGGCUGCUUCCCGGAGGCUACAAACCGCUCUCACUUUGCAAAAAGUCCGUCUGUGCUGAGGCAGCCCUGAAGACAGGAUGAAGUUUCUCACUGCGGUGUUGUUCCUGGGUGCUGUCAGAAUCUCAUCGAGCCAAGAGGGCCAUUUUCCUUUGCUUGUGGAAGAUGUGAGCUCAUUGCUGGAGGAGCCAGAUGCCCAGAUAGAGGAGGAAGAGGAGGAGGAGAUUCUGACCUCUCCGGUACAGAGGCUGGCGUAUUCCGUUUCCGAGUUUGGGUACGAGCUUUACCGACAGCUGGCAAGCAGCAGUCCCAACGACAACGUCUUCCUGUCGCCCCUGAGUGUAGCCACAGGCCUGUCCUCAUUGUCUCUUGGUGCCAUCUCCAGAAACAAGGAGAUUUUACAUGGAGUCCUGAACUACAAUUUACUGAAUGACUUGGACAUUCACAGAGUCUACAAGGACCUCCUGACUGACAUUACAGCUCUCCCAAAAAAAUUCAAAACUGUUUCACGAAUUUAUAUAAACAAGAAACUGAGGAUGAGAUCGAAUUUUUUGAAACAAGUUGAGUUGCACUAUGGAGCCAGACCCAAGGCCAUGUUUGGUAACUAUCAGCAGGACCUGCAGAGCAUCAACAACUGGGUGAAGUCACGUACCAGUGGCCUGAUAACACGUGCCAUCAGCUCAGUCCCUGAGGACGUCAGCCUGUUCCUACUCAGUGCAGCCCAUUACAAAGGGCAACUACUAACCAAAUUCAAUCCAGCUGAGACCAUACGUAAACAGUUCAGUGUCGAUUAUGGUCAGUACAUCAACAUUCCCAUGAUGUCCAGCUCAAACUACCCUUUACGUUACGGCUACGACUCGGAAUUGAGAUGCAAGAUUGGGCUGUUUCGCUAUGUGGGUGACAUGAGCCUCCUCGUCUUCCUACCGACAGACUUCACCAGGAACCUGAGCGUGAUCGAGGAGAAUCUGAACACGGUCUUCAUCCACGACCUGGUCCAUCAGCUGCAAUAUGUCCGAGCAAGAGUCUCCCUGCCCAAACUCAGAUUCGACAUUGAGCAGGAACUCAAACAAACCCUCGGGGAAAUGCGUCUGUCUCCUCUGUACACUCCAAGUCAGCUGAAUAAGAUUACGAAUAUGCCAUUGAAGAUCUCCAGCAUAAAACACCAUGCUUUCCUGAGCUUGGAGGAACAAGGUGUUCAGGAGGCUCCUGUGCUCAGCCCCAAUGACAGACAACUCAUUAUGGACUUCCACGUCACUCAGCCCUUCCUCGUGGUCUUGUACGACAACCCCACUGGCUCUUUGCUGCAUAUUGGGAGGGUCCUGGAUCCCAGGGGGCUUGUGGGACACUCUCACCUUCAGUAGACAACAGAUGAAACCUGGAAUAUUAUCCACAAACAGAACUAUCACAAAAUCACUGAACCUUUCACAUAAAAUACAUUCCCUUCAACCUCUUACCAACAGCCCUGAUCUGUUUAUUCAGACUUAUUUGAGGUUUUACUUUACCAUGACUUAGUUAAUGUGCAUUGAAUUCACCCCUCAGCAACACCUGCCCCUGUCUCCUGUACCCACUGGGAUUGGCAUAACCCCCGGGUACCUGGUCCAUAUUGAUUAUUGACCAUGUUAAUUCCCCAGGGCAAAAACCUGGAGUGAAGGCUCUGCAGAAACUGAGUGUAAUCCCUCAGCUAUAUUUGAGGAAGACGGGCAUACGGCAAGAAAAUAAAACUGUGCAAAAUA
Messenger RNA from Rhincodon typus (whale shark), 1882 nucleotides. Its product is annotated as pigment epithelium-derived factor-like. The coding region runs from base 230 to 1510 and encodes 426 amino acids. Lineage: Eukaryota; Metazoa; Chordata; Chondrichthyes; Orectolobiformes; Rhincodontidae. Gene Ontology annotation, molecular function: serine-type endopeptidase inhibitor activity. Gene Ontology annotation, biological process: positive regulation of neurogenesis; negative regulation of angiogenesis; negative regulation of endopeptidase activity. The transcript has 8 exons. The record is from RefSeq and is a predicted model, not a curated record.